Molecule: messenger RNA, 3078 nt
Organism: Amphibalanus amphitrite
Lineage: Eukaryota; Metazoa; Arthropoda; Thecostraca; Balanomorpha; Balanidae
Exons: 2
Coding region: 515-3037 (840 amino acids)
Source: RefSeq, a predicted model, not a curated record
AAAUGUCAGUACAACAGAAAAGCGCCAAAGAUUUGUGUCACGUGCAAGACGCCUUCUUUCUUUCAAAUACCAGUCAAAUACUGCCUGAAAACUGAAAAUGCUCCUUCAUUUCUUCAUUUGGUCCUGGCCUAGAAGCAAGAAUUUAUGUGAGGUAUUUAAGGUGGGGAUUAUCCAGGGUGUGGGGUUAGGUUAGGGGUGGGUCUAUUUUUUCCAAGCUCAUGUCGGUUUUAUCAAAUUGCCACGUAAUAUCAACUUCAACAAGAAGCAUCUUAAGACAGCAAGUGUUAUAACAGUGAAGUGAAAAGUGAAGCAGCAACUCCCUUACUAAUGCUCAAUCCUUAUUACAACAUUUAUCAGCCUUAGAAGAGAUGCCAAGGUGAAAAUGAUAAGUGCGCCGACCACCGGAAGGCCCUGGUAACACACAGCUACACAAAUGGAGCGUGACGAAAGCACAAAACACAGGAAGACCGUGUCUUAAGACAUCAUAGAUGUAAACUUUUAUAAUGUCAAGGCUAUGCCUCAUAGACGGCAUCGAGUUCGAGUGCACGUCCACAAUCGGUAUGUGAGGACACAGCCCGCCCAGCAAACAGGCUGCUGCAAAAAGCGAUGCAAAAAAGGAUCGCGGUGCCGGCGUGGCGGAGACGCCCUGUACCAGCCGGAGGGCAACCCAUGUGACCGGCCGGUGGGCGCCGGCGUCACCCGGAAUGGACAGCAGCAGCGGCGCGGCUGCCAGCGCUUCCACUCGGCCGAGGAGGUGUGUCGCCGGGGCUGCGGCCGGAGGGGCGGCCCGCGCGCGGACACAGCGGCAGCCGAGGACGGUCGGUACGCCGGGUACGAGUCGGACGGCGGCGGCCGGCCGUGCAGCCGCUCCGGCCCGGCCCGGACACUAGCCGGCGGCUGCGACAAGCGGGCCACCGGCUCGCGGCCCGGUACGCCCUGCGAGCGGUUCAAGUCGGCCGAGGAGACGUGUCGCUCCUGCCCUAAGCGGGGCGGGGACCGACAGCGGUACGGAGACCCCGGAGGGCGCAACUACACCGUCUACACGGCCCAGGUGCAGCAGCCAGAAUUCGCCGGGAAGCAGCUCUCUGUGCAGGCCUCCCCAGACGGGCCAACCGCAAACCAGCCAGUGACGGUCCCCUGUGGACAGGACACCAAACUCCCACACUGUCCGGAUCCAAACGAGAUAACCGAGGAGAUAAUCCAUACACGGGAGCACCGCUGGCACAUCCCGUCGGCGGCCCCGGCGGUGAGUGACCCGUGUGCCUCGCCGCCGGGGCCGGGGCGGCGCGGCGGCCCCGGCUCCUCGGACGGCUCGCUGGGGACGGCGCCGCGCUCCCGGAGGGCGCCGGUGCCCCUCGGCGAGUCCGACUCGGACCGCGGCCGCCGCGCGCCGCCGUCCGAGCCCGGCGUGCGGCGCACCCGCAGCGAGCUGCUGGCCGGACGGCAGCUGGUGGCCCGCAUCGCGCGCCAGGUGGAGCUCGACGACGGCACGGCCGCCGAGCACCAGCUCGUGUACCGGCUGAGCGCCCAGUACAGCCGACAGUUCGCCGACUACGACUCCGGCUCGGAGAGCGACUCCGAGAGCGAGCGGCGGCCGCCGGCGUCCGAGCCGGGCACGGAGCGGACCGGUCGCUCCAGCCGCACGGCCGACACGGUGCUGCGGAUCGAGCGACUCCGGCUGGAGGAGGUCAGCGGCACGCCCAGCUCGUCCGACACCGGCGGCGCGCCAGCCGGCUCCGGCAGCCCCCGGCCGGCGCCCCGCUCGGCGAGGCUCGCCGAGCCGCCGUCCCCGCUGCCGCGCCGCCAGGUCACCUCUGAGCCGACCCUGCCGGCGCCGGCAGUGCGCGCUCCGGCCCCGGCCACCAGGGCCACCCGCAGCCUCGACUGCCAGCCAGUACCGCUGGACGGCAGAGAGGGACGCACUAAGAGGCUGCGGACCCGUGGAGCGCUGACUCGACUUCGGCAGGCCAGUGUCACCAGGCUUAACGAGGAGCGACAGCGACAGCUGCUCAAUGAGCGCACCAUCAUACAGAACGAAGUCCAGCUGGCGGGGAAGCCGUCACCGGACCAGCCGGCGGGGAAGCCAUCCCCCGACCAGCCGUCAGACGGAGCAGACGACGGCGGUCGGCGGGACAUUACCGUGCUGCACGCGCAGAACCUGCUGCCGGCCGACUACCAGGGCCCCGGCUCGCGCGGGGACGCCGCCUCCGCCGCCGCCGAGCCCAUCUACCAGAACGUGGAUGCGCUGUACGACGGCGGCGCCGGGAAGCCGGCGGACAGUCCCGGCGGAUUCUCGCCCGUGCAGCCGGAGGCGGCGUCCCCGUACCUGACCCGCGCCGACGACCUGUACCAGCCCGACCAGGCGCGGUACAGUGAGAACGGAAACUACGGGGAGUACGGCGCCGCCCGGUCGCCCUACCUGGACACGUCACCGGCGGGCCGCUCGGGCCGCGCCCGGUUCGACGACGACGACCAUCUGGGCGCGGCGCUGUACGAGCAGCGCUACCAGCCGCGCUGGGACAACUCGCCGUACCUGAGUCGGCCCACCGGCGGCCCCGCGCCCGCCGCCGCCCCCGGCACCGACAUCCGGGCGGGGGCGGCGCCGACGGGCGCCCGGCUGCAGCGCCAGGGAGGCCAGCAGAAGCUGGGCGUCGGCCGGCGCGGCGUCGGGCUCGGCCAGCGUCUGACGAGCGGCUUCAGCUCGCUGCGCCAGCGCGGCGCCGCGCUCUACCGCCGGCUGUCCGGCGGGAGGGGACAGGCCGGACGGGGACGGGGCCGAGGGCGCGCCGCGCCGGCCCGACCCGCGGCCAGGGGCGCGGGCAGAGCCGGCGGCCGUCGUCCGGGCGGCAAGGCUGACAGCUGCAGCUGCUCCGACUCGGACAGCAGCUGCGGCGCCGUCAACUGCUCGUUCCUCUUCUACUUUAACGGAGACGGCGGGCCGAGUCCGUUCAUGUGCAACAUACCGGCUGCCAUCACCGGCAGCGGCGCCGGAGGAGCAGGCUCCAUGCCGAAAAAGUACUGUGGAAUGUGUGACUGACACCAAAACAACAACAAAUAUACAUAGUGCAAUAAAAGCCA